AUGGAUGAGGAGCGCGCCCUCUACAUCGUGCGGGCCGGCGAAGCGGGGGCUAUCGAGCGGGUCCUGAGGGAUUACAGCGACAAGCAUAGGGCUACUUUCAAAUUUGAAUCAACAGAUGAAGAUAAAAGAAAGAAACUCUGUGAAGGCAUAUUUAAAGUCCUUGUAAAGGACGUGCCAACAACAUGUCAAGUGUCCUGCCUGGAAGUACUCCGCAUUCUCUCCAGAGACAAAAAGGUUUUAGUUCCUGUAACAACUAAGGAAAAUAUGCAGAUACUUAUGCGACUAGCCAAGCUAACUGAGUCAGAUGAUUCUUUGGAGAAGGUGUCAGAGUUCCCAGUUAUUGUGGAGUCAUUAAAAUGUCUGUGUAACAUCGUGUUCAACAGUCAGAUGGCACAGCAGCUCAGCCUGGAACUUAAUCUUGCUGCAAAGCUCUGUAACCUCCUGAGAAAGUGCAAGGACCGAAAAUUUAUCAAUGACAUUAAGUGCUUUGACUUGCGCUUACUCUUCCUCCUGUCACUUUUGCACACUGACAUCAGGUCACAAUUGCGCUAUGAGCUCCAGGGACUACCGCUGCUAACCCAGAUUUUGGAAAGUGCCUUUAGCAUCAAGUGGACCGAUGAGUAUGAAUCGGCCAUAGACCAUAAUGGACCUCCUCUCUCACCUCAGGAGACAGACUGUGCCAUUGAGGCCCUCAAAGCUCUCUUCAAUGUGACAGUAGACAGUUGGAAGGUGCAUAAAGAGGUAAGCAAUGCAGUCAACCUUUUAAGCAAUGUUCCGGUCUCUUGUUUGGAUGUUUUAAUUUGUCCAUUAACCCAUGAAGAAACAGCCCAAGAGGCAACGACUCUAGAUGAACUGCCCAGUGAUGAAACAGCUGAAAAAGAAACAGUUUUGCAAAACAAUACCAUGGUAUACAAUGGUAUGAAUAUGGAGGCCAUUCACGUUUUACUCAAUUUUAUGGAGAAGAGAAUAGACAAGGGAAGCAGCUAUAGAGAGGGUCUAACACCAGUUCUCAGCUUAUUAACAGAAUGUUCCCGAGCCCAUCGGAACAUCAGAAAAUUUCUCAAAGAUCAGGUUUUACCACCAUUGAGGGAUGUGACAAAUCGACCUGAAGUUGGCUCAACUGUGAGAAAUAAGCUGGUGCGCCUCAUGACACAUGUUGACCUUGGAGUCAAGCAAAUUGCUGCUGAAUUCCUUUUUGUUCUUUGCAAAGAGAGAGUGGAUAGCCUCCUGAAAUACACUGGCUAUGGGAAUGCUGCAGGACUGUUGGCGGCCAGGGGCCUCUUGGCUGGAGGAAGAGGAGAUAAUUGGUACUCAGAGGAUGAGGACACAGACACUGAAGAAUACAAAAAUGCAAAACCAAAAGAGGAGUUGCUUAAACCAAUGGGACUAAAACCUGAUGGGACAAUAACACCUUUGGAGGAAGCACUCAACCAGUACUCUGUCAUCGAAGAGACCAGCUCUGACACAGACUAAAAGCAUCACCUGCUCAACUCUCAAUAUUGCUUUUAUCAGCAUCUUUUCUCUGUAGCUCCAGGGGAAUCUAUUCUCUAAAACAUUUAUGCCCUUGCUUUGGCUAGAAAACACAUUAACUGGUUUGCUCAUUGAGAAUCCAGCAUAUUUAAGAGGUGAUCCUGUGUUGUUUUUUUUUUUUUGCGAUAUUGAGGCAUUCAUACAGAGCUGCAGUUAGAUGGAGUUACAGGGGCUAGAAGCAGAAAAAAAAUCCAUUUCAUCAGGAUGGAACUGAAGGAUUUUAUUCUAUAAAGCAGCCCUGGUUGGAUCUGGCAAUUGUGUUUGCCAAGAUUCUUAGCAGAAGAUUUAGCCAUGUCCUUCCUCACUUGUGUGAGCUGCCCCUUCUGAAUCUCUCCAGCAGCCAGAGGCACAUGAGAAGCAGAGUGAGCUGGCAAAGGCUGAGGCAAGUUUCUCCUUAGAUCAGGACUAAGUGGAAGCCAAGCAGCUGCUCCAUGAACCAAGCCCCACUCUUCGUAUCAAUUUUGUAUAAAUAUAUAGAAACACACACACAGCCCCAGACUUACAAACUGAUGAUACUCUAAAGUUUUUAUGUCAGUUAUCUAAAACUUCAGAAUACGUUUCUCCCUAUAAAGAAUUAUAAAUGAUGGUUUAGUUCCCAGGCAGCUACAAAUGCCUAUUUAUUCCCUAAUG
Molecule: messenger RNA, 2160 nt
Organism: Propithecus coquereli (Coquerel's sifaka)
Lineage: Eukaryota; Metazoa; Chordata; Mammalia; Primates; Indriidae
Gene: RIC8B
Product: RIC8 guanine nucleotide exchange factor B
Exons: 8
Coding region: 1-1473 (490 amino acids)
Biological process (GO): G protein-coupled receptor signaling pathway
Cellular component (GO): cytoplasm; plasma membrane
Molecular function (GO): guanyl-nucleotide exchange factor activity; G-protein alpha-subunit binding
Source: RefSeq, a predicted model, not a curated record